Molecule: messenger RNA, 3035 nt
Organism: Labrus mixtus (cuckoo wrasse)
Lineage: Eukaryota; Metazoa; Chordata; Actinopteri; Labriformes; Labridae
Gene: pals1b
Product: protein associated with LIN7 1, MAGUK p55 family member b
Exons: 13
Coding region: 240-2189 (649 amino acids)
Biological process (GO): morphogenesis of an epithelial sheet; protein localization to plasma membrane; generation of neurons
Cellular component (GO): plasma membrane; adherens junction
Molecular function (GO): protein binding
Source: RefSeq, a predicted model, not a curated record
CAAUGUGUCUCAUAACCAACUAAAACUCCUAACAGUAGCUGGAAGUAAGUACAUUUCUACAAUAACAUCAAGCUACUCUUUUUGUAUUUCAGGAUGAGCAAUCACAGGAAGAACAUACAGGACUACAUCCUCCACUGGUGUACAAUGGCGUCUGACUCGAGCAGUGUCAGCAUCAGUGUCCCGUAAAGCUCGGGCGGACCUCACUAAACAUCAGGCAGGUUGGAACUGCUGCAGCAGGGAUGAUCACGUCUCAUAUGAACGGUUUUGUGCAAGAGGCCUCUGGGCAGGCCAAGAGCCACAGGGAGAGGGCCGUGGACUGUCCAGGGGAGGAAAGUAACCCUGCCAAAGGUCCACACAGUGGUGCCAAGAUGGAGAGAAUACAGCACUACCAGGAGGAGCUGAGGAAGAGGCGAGAGGAGGAAGGCAGGGGGAAACACGACAUCGACCCAAACGCUUCACUCAGGCUCAAGAAGCUGUCGCAGAAUCCCAAAGUGGGCAUUGACAAUCCCACAUUCGAGGGGAAGGAAACGGCCAAAGACACGUGUUCCCAGGAUCCUGUAGCUGACCUGGUGGAGCUGCUGCAGGCUCUGAAGUGGGCCUCGCACAUACUAUCAGAUACCCAGAGCCAGCAGGACGUGGACCUGUUGAUGCGGCUCGUUGCCAAGGAGGACUUCAGGAAUGCCUACACCAUCUACAGUGCUGUAGCCCAGCAGAAGAGCAGAGGCAGUCCCAACUCACCACUGACAGCACAGGCAGAGGAUCUCUGCCAAGAGGUCCAGAGGAUUCUGCAGUCCAGCCAACAGAAGGAGGGUCUGGAGCUCCAGGCUCUGCUCACCAAUCCUCAUCUGCAGGCACUGAUGCAGGCUCAUGACAGUGUGGCGGUGCACGAAUUGGGAGAGGAAAAUGUGACCCAGUACCUUGGCGAGACAGUGAAACUUGUGCGGCUGGAGAAGGCCCGGGACACUCCAUUGGGUGCAACGGUGCGUAACGACAUGGACAGUGUGGUGGUGAGUCGCGUGGUGAAGGGCGGAGCAGCAGAGAGCAGCGGCCUUCUCAAUGAAGGAGACGAGAUCCUGGAGAUCAACGGGGUUUCUAUCCGGGGGAAAAACGUCAAUGAAGUCCACGACUUACUGCAACAAAUGCACGGCACGCUGACCUUCCUCCUCAUCCCGAGCUCUCAGAUUAAACCUGCCCCUCACAGACAGACUGUGAUGCACGUAAGAGCUUACUUUGACUACGACCCUUCUGAUGACCCUUUCGUGCCGUGUCGGGAGCUCGGCCUGUCCUUCCACAAGGGAGACAUCCUCCACGUCAUCAGCCAGGACGACCCUAACUGGUGGCAGGCCUACAGGGACGGAGACGAGGAGAACCAGCCUCUAGCAGGACUUAUUCCAGGAAAAAGCUUCCAGCAGCAGAGAGAGUCCUUGAAGAAAACCAUAACAGACAGGAGUCGAGAGCACCAAGGGAAGCACUGGUAUGCAAAGAAAAAUAAGAAGCAGAGGAAGAAGAGCACAGUCACUUUGAGCAGAAAUACUGAUUAUGACGACAUCCUGACCUAUGAGGAGAUGUCGCUAUAUCACCAACCGGCCAAUCGGAAACGCCCAGUCGCUCUGAUUGGUCCUACAAACAGCGGCCACGACGAGCUACGUAGGAGGCUUCUGUCCAUAGAACCGGAAAAGUUUGCUGUUGCUAUUCCUCACACAACCAGAAACCCAAAGAUACACGAGCGGAACGGGCGAGAGUACCACUUUGUGAGCCGGCCUGGAUUUGAAGCCGACUUAGCAACUGGAAAGUUCAUUGAGUCUGGGGAGUAUGAGAAGAACUUGUACGGCACCAGCACCGACUCAGUACGACACGUCAUCAACUCGGGACGCAUAGUUCUGCUCUGCCUCCACACCAGGUCUCUGCGAGUGUUGAGGUCCUACAAUCUCAAGCCCUUUGUCAUCUUCAUUGCUCCUCCUUCUCAAGAACGACUACGCACCCUGCUGGCAACAGGGGGGAAAACACCAAAGCCUGAGGAUCUUAAGGAGGUCAUUGAACAGGCCCGUGAGAUGGAGCACAACUUCGGCCACUUCUUCGAUGCAACCAUCGUCAACAUGGAUCCAGACCAGGCGUUCCACGAGCUGCGCAGGCUGAUAGACAAGCUGGACACUGAGCCGCAGUGGGUGCCCACCUCCUGGCUGUGCUAGAGGUCACUGCAGGGAACACCUGAGGGGGGAGGGUGGGGGGGGUUAUAAACAGGAGAAAGCCACAAUGAUUACUCCUGCAGACUGAAACAAAAUGAAGGAUGGACAGUGCUGAUAGUCACUGGAUCGCACUUGCACAUUCUCCUCAUUUAUGGAGGAGCUGAUCUGAAAACCCAUGUCGCAGGGAUGGACUCUCAUUUCUUACAUUUGUUUUGUUUGUGUCUGUGUCUUUGUGGGUCAAUAUGUUUUUGUUUGUUUGUUUUGUCUUGUUGAUCUCAGUUUUAUGCAAAGUCAUUUAUAAGACCAAUAGAAAUCUUUCUAUCCUAUUCUUCUUACUAGUUAUUUAUAAUUGUAAAUACAUAUUUACUAGUUGAAAAUGUUGAAUAUUUUAUUAUUUUCUUUGUGUUAUUUACACAACGGUACGCUCAAGUGGGUGGGUGAUGAUGUCACAGAUAUGAUAUGACAUGCUUUACAGCUUUAAAGUGUUCAGGUAGCCAACAGAAGAGAGGCACCUUAAAGUGUCUGCAGGUGAACGUCUUCAGUCAGAGAGACAGAAGAAGAGUGCUGGAGCCGUCUUCCUCUACACCAUAGUCAGUAUUAUUUUGUGUUGUCUCAUAUACGCUGUAAAAACAGACCUCAAAUAUAAGGUGUUGUCUUCUAGCUGGUUCUCAUCAGUGUAUCAUGCCGUAAAGUAUUUCUUUUCUUUUUUUUACCAGUAUUUUACCAAAAAAAGCAACCUGUAUCAUUUAGUGUACCUUCAACAAAUACAGCAUUUCUUCUUUUCAGGGUACUUAUGAAGUCAUGAGCACAAAACUGUCAAUAAAACUAGAUACGUAUGUGAACACGUGA